CGACCAACCCCAGUCAUGAUCACGCCCGCUCUGUGUCUGCUCUGGGCCCUGGCAGCGCUGGCCCGCCCAACACCCCCAAUCCCCACGGGCGGCCCGGAGGAGCCAGCCCAGGGCGAGGAGUUGACCCUCCUGUUCCAUGGGGCCCUGCAGCUGGGCCAGGCCCUCAACGGCGUCUACAAGGCUACGGACACACAGCUGACAGAGGCUGGGCGUAACCUGGGGCUCUACGGCCACACACUGCAGCUGCUGCGACGGGAUGUGAGCUGGGGCCGGGCAGCAGCCCAGGAGCUUCGGGCCAGCCUGAAGCAGGUGCAGACGGAAGGAGUCGCCCUGCAGCUACAGGCAGAAGCCACGGCCCAAGAGCUGGCGGAGCUGGCCCAGGGACAGCGGUCGCUCAGGGACAGUGUCUGGCGUCUGGAGGGGAAGCUGCUGGGUGCCCGGCUGGGUCAGGCCCAACACCAGGAACUCGAGGCCUUGAAGGUGCACGCGGACAAGCAGAGCCACAUGGUGUGGGCCCUGGCCGGCCACUUGCAGCGGCAGCGGCAAGAGAUGGCGGCGCAGCAGCGCUCGCUGCGGCAGAUCCAGCACAGGUGCACUGGCUGGGGCAGGGCGGGGGUGCCGGGUGGACCUGGCGACCACUGGGUUCAAGGAUGA
Ochotona princeps (American pika) is the source of this 654-nucleotide messenger RNA. RefSeq names its product angiopoietin like 8 (gene ANGPTL8). Bases 16 to 654 code for a protein of 212 amino acids. NCBI's taxonomy places the organism in Eukaryota, Metazoa, Chordata, Mammalia, Lagomorpha, Ochotonidae. Gene Ontology annotation, biological process: triglyceride homeostasis; regulation of lipid metabolic process. The record is from RefSeq and is a predicted model, not a curated record. The transcript has 3 exons.